This is a messenger RNA of Puccinia triticina, 1425 nucleotides long. RefSeq lists its product as uncharacterized. Gene Ontology annotation, molecular function: tRNA binding; sulfurtransferase activity. Gene Ontology annotation, biological process: tRNA wobble position uridine thiolation. The transcript is spliced from 8 exons. Lineage: Eukaryota; Fungi; Basidiomycota; Pucciniomycetes; Pucciniales; Pucciniaceae. The record is from RefSeq and is a predicted model, not a curated record. Gene Ontology annotation, cellular component: cytosol. Bases 1 to 1425 code for a protein of 474 amino acids.
AUGGAGCCCAAGAGCUGCUGCAAGUGCCGAUCGACCACCACCAGCGAGCCAGCCACCAUCCGCAACACAACCUGGUGUCGGCAAUGCUUCAUCGAGCAGAUCAACACCAAGUUUUUCCAGGGACUCAAAACCGCCAAGGAGUACUGCCGCCCGCCCCCCAAACGGGACCAGCCAGCCUCGCUGGUCAUCCACUUCAAGAACGACCUCAACUCAUGGCUGACGCUCCAGCUCAUGCGCAACUAUCUGAACACCAACCAAGACCGCUCGACUGCCAAGUGGAAGAGCCCGAUCGACUUCGCCACCAUCGAAGUCGUCUCCAUCCAUCUCGCCAGCGCCGCCCCCUACUUCCCCACCCAGGACCCACUAGAGCCGCUCAGCGGGGACGAGGCAGCCUUGAAGGCCAGCGUCGAGCGCUUGGGAUUCGCCUUUCGCAUCCUCACGCUGGACGAGCUGUUCGACCCGCCCCCUUCUGCCGGUAGCCCUUUCGUCGAUCUAUCGGACCCCAACCUUCCGAUCAAGAUCAUCGAUCCAGCCCCAGAGACAGCCUUGGCGCCGCUUGCAAACGCCCUGCGACCGCUCACCCAAACCGCCCGACGAUCGAUGGUCGACAGCCUCAUCAACACACGCUUACUCCAGUUCUGCAAACACACGCCGCGGAACAAAGUGCUAGUCAAGACCGUCACUUCCACACAGAUGGCCAUCGAUGCCCUUGUCGGCGUCAGUCUCGGCAAUGGCUGGAGUCUGGACCAACAGAUCGGCCCGAGUAGCUACAUCGACGAUGUGCUGAUCUGUAGGCCCUUGGCUCAGAUCGUGGAUGCCGAACUAGCCCAGUACUCCAAGCUGAUGGAGUUCGACCAUCCAUACCCGGUAACCCAACAGGCGCCGACCAAGAAAACCGACAUCCCCGCCGUGAUCACUGAAUUCGUGCUCAAGUUGGAGGAAAACUACCCGAUGACUAGUUCAGUGAUCAACCAAACCGUCAACAAGAUCGGCAAGAACAAGCCCCUGGCCCCGUCCGCCAGCCCGUCGACGACCCCAUCAGCCGCCACAAACGGGAAGGAGGGCCCGGCUCCAAGGACGUGUGCAAUUUGUCAUCUAUCGGCAGACCGGAACGCGGAUCAAUGGAAGCGCUCGAUCACCCUGUCCUCCCACGGGGCGGGGCCGGCCGAGGACGCGAACGGCGCAACGGUCGUCCAGCAGCUCGAGCACGAUGCGCCCCGGCCGACGGGGCUCAGAGACCAGCUCUGUUACGCCUGUCUCGUCACACUCAACGACCAUCAGUACUUCGCCCCCUCCUCGCGAUCCAGCCACGACUGGGUCCAGCUGCCCGGCUACUAUCGUCCCCUCCCUGGCGCCCAGCCUCUUCCUCAACAGGCUGCGGACCACGUCCAAGCCGUGCUCGACCAGUUCCUCAUCUCAGAUUGA